UCCAUGGUAAAGGUGACGAACCAGGAAGUGCCAGCAAGAACUUUUAUUGUGACAUUCGGACCCUUUUGUGUAUAGUGCCAAUAAUUCCACAGGAUUGGACCAAGUGCCAAACAGAACUCCGAUUAUGACAUUCGGACCCUUUUGUGUAAAGUGUCAAAAUUUCAUUGGAUCGGACACAUCUAGAAUGAUCAGGCUCUUGAGCAGUCAUCUUUUCGUGGCCUUGGCGACCCUCAUGGGUGUGCUGUGCUGUUACUUUGUCGUUGUCGAGGACAUAUUCCUUCUGGGUGGUCGCCCUCUUUAUAAACAGAGCACAUCCUUCAAACCCGGAGGAGACAGCUUUGCCAAUAGAAGCCUUGCAAAUUAUAUCCUUCCAGAACAACCUACUGCUCCAGAUUGCCUUGAAACCAAUAUAUGUAAAGAUCCAGGAAAUAAAAUGGAUGUAUACUUUUACAAACGCACAAAUUUCGAUGAACUUGUGGAAGAGCCUUUCGAUGUUAACGCCUCAAUAAGCCACGCUGUGCCGGUGGUACCGAGAAUAGUCCAUUUCUGUCUUUUCUCAAAUGGGAAUGUUACAUUCCGAUUUCAUUAUAUGAUAGCAGUCCUUGCCGCGUCUCGUAUCGCGAAGCCAGAGAAAAUUUACUUCUGGCAUGACAACCUCCCAGUUGGUGAAUAUUGGGAAGAGACGAAACAGAAGGUGAAGAAUCUGUACCUCGUCCACAGAGACAGACCCACCAAGAUCAGAGGCAAUGACGUCAAGGUUAUAGAGCACGUCGCUGAUAUUGUGAGACUCGAAGCACUGUUGGAGUAUGGAGGGAUGUAUUUCGACACUGAUUCUAUAGUCGUCAACCCAAUUGACCCGCUUUUAGUCCAUGACGUCACAAUGGGUCACGCGGUACCAUACGUUUUAGCCAAUGGGAUUAUGUUUUCUAAACCAUGGUCUGAUUUCCAAAAAAUAUGGCACCACGAAUACAAAACAUUCAAAGACAAAAAUUGGGGCUCCCACUCUGUGAUCAAACCGUAUCAGCUGUCACAGAAAUACCCAAACUUGAUUCACAUAGAACCGGCAUCACUCUGCCGACCAAACUGGAAAGAGCUAGCCUACCUCUUUGGCGGCAGGAAAUGGAACUGGCAGGAAAAUAACUUUGUGGUUCACCUUUACAUGAGAUUUGGUCCAAAGGGAAACAGAGAAAGGAACCGAGAAAAUAUAAAGAUGUGGAACACAACAGUUGGGAGCAUAAUGAGGUACAUAUACUAUGGGAAUGCUGAUCUGAUAGAAGAUUAGGACAAACUGGACUGACAGAAACAAAUGUCCAGGAUGUUGGUGCUGUGCUGCUGGUGAUAUUGGCGCUGAUGGUGAUUCCAACUGUUAAUGCAUAAAACACGUUGUGGUAAUUGCAUCUUAUGUCUCAUUGUAAUAAGACAUAAUUAUUACCGUCAUUAUAGUGAGUGAGUGAGUGAGCGAAUUUAGUUUUACGCCGCACUCAGCAAUAUUCCAGCUAUGUGGCGUCAGUCUGUAAAUAAU
Molecule: messenger RNA, 1522 nt
Organism: Haliotis rubra (blacklip abalone)
Lineage: Eukaryota; Metazoa; Mollusca; Gastropoda; Lepetellida; Haliotidae
Exons: 2
Coding region: 125-1282 (385 amino acids)
Source: RefSeq, a predicted model, not a curated record